AGCUUUCUUGAUCAUUUUUUAUCAAAAGAAAAGCUUCGUUCCCAGUCAGAGGUGUUUCAACCCCAUAGAACUUCUAUCGAAGCCCGACAGGUCUUGUUCACGUUGAACCUAUCAAGCCCUUCAAGCGCGGUAGUGCCGAACGAGUGAGCCAAUAGAAUUCAACGCAGCAGGUGAAACGACAAUACUUCUCCGACAGUAAGUGUGUUUGAUCCGGACCCAAGGGGGACCAUGGUUGACCCAUCUGAUAGGCAUGUGCUUCUACAAUCAAAAGCGAUUUGCCUGCGGUGACUGGAGCUGGACGAAUUUCGCCCACCGGUGCCAUUACGAGUAUCGCACGGGCGAAACAUGCGGAAUGAAACUUGUGAACGUGACCGAUUAUGAGAAUAUUCAAUGUCGCCUCUGCGAGAAGAUUGAGACCAAGUUCCGCCGGCGAAACGCCGAGGUCGAACGGUUGAACCGCUGGAGACGCGAAGGGGGCACCCUCGUGGCCUCCAUGGACCGAUCCCAAAAGCUCAUAAUGGAGCUGGACAGAGAGAUCGGAAAGCUUCAAAUUGAGCGCGAGGACAAACGAAGCGCCCUGGGAUGAUUGGUGGAUCUGGAAACAGAAGGAUCAUGCCGGGGGGGUGUCUUUGAAAUGGGCAUCCUCUUUUUC
Molecule: messenger RNA, 652 nt
Organism: Aspergillus candidus
Lineage: Eukaryota; Fungi; Ascomycota; Eurotiomycetes; Eurotiales; Aspergillaceae
Exons: 1
Coding region: 251-586 (111 amino acids)
Source: RefSeq, a predicted model, not a curated record